Coffea arabica (coffee) is the source of this 1975-nucleotide messenger RNA. RefSeq names its product PLASTID TRANSCRIPTIONALLY ACTIVE protein 6, chloroplastic. The record is from RefSeq and is a predicted model, not a curated record. Gene Ontology annotation, cellular component: plastid-encoded plastid RNA polymerase complex. Lineage: Eukaryota; Viridiplantae; Streptophyta; Magnoliopsida; Gentianales; Rubiaceae.
AGGAAGAAAAGACUUUCUUCCUUCUCUGUGCCGACUGUGCGACUUUCUUCUCUGUUCGAAGCCUAGCAAAAAAAUUCACUUUACCAAUCUACACCCUCACUCCGUUCGUCGCCGACGCCGUUGCUCGCCGCAUCUGUGAGACUCCAUCGCCAUCGCCAUCGCCUUAACAAGUCCCAAGUCCCAAAUCGAAGCUGCUCUCUGCCUCUCCUGCCUCCGCCAGUCCGCCGCGCUGUACGUCUCCUGUCGGCUGUGUCCUGCCGUGCUGGUUCAUCGCUGCCGAGUGUCGAAGACGAAGCACCAAGAUCUCACUAGUUCAUCGCUGGUUCAUCACUGCUCAUCUCUGGCUCACUUAGCAUCCAAUCCCGCCCAAAAUGAAACAUUAUCCCCUCUGAGACAGCACACAAUUGACACAAAUAUCCCAAACAAAAAUCAUUCCCUUUCCCUCUCCCAAAACCACCAUGAUCACCACGCAACUCCUCCUCGCACCACCGCCACGGCCACUGCUCCCCAUUUUCUCUCCUAAACCGUCACUACCCCCAAUCACCACCUCAGUUAAGUCCCCCACUAUUCACCUGCCAAUUACAAAGCCCAUAAUCUCCAGCAGACGAGACUUUCGGGUCUGGGCCGACGACGGAGACGGGGACAGCGGCAGCCCCGACGACUACGACAUGGACGACGAAGAAGCCGAGGAAGUAGACAACAAGAAAGACUUCGACGUUGACUACGACACCACCACCGCCAUUUCCGCAGCCGCGGCCGGAGGAGAGGAUGACAUUCUGAUAGUUCAGAGCAAGAGCUUUAUUUCUACUCAGGGUUGGGAUUCCGAGAAGAUUGUGGAAUAUAGGAUUAAUGAAGAGGAGUUUCAUAAAAUUUGUUUGCUCGACUGUGAUUUCUUUAUUCGGAAACCUCCUGACCUCGACGACGACGUUUACGACUUCCGGGAGAUGUAUGUCACGCCUCCUGACACAGAUGUAUAUGCGAUCCCAAAGGUUCUUGCUCCAAUGCCUCAAAAGUACAUUCGAUGUGCACAGACUGAUUAUGGAUGCUACAAUGUAACAGAGCCACCUAUUGAUGCACCCAGAGAUCCCAUGUAUAAAUCCGAGAGGGAGGUCUUGAAGAUUUUCCUGACGAAGCAUUAUAGAAACCGCAGAUCUGGUGAUCCUGAUUUCAUGCUUGAUUUUGAGGAGAUUUAUGUAAUUGAUUCAAAGACAAAAUCAAUAACAAGAGCUAAAGUUGUGGUGACUGUACCAGACGGGAAAAACAGGGACAGGAGGAAUGAUCUGCUUGUUAUACGUGACAAUGGAAAUUCCUUCAGAAUAAUUCCUCCGAAUGAAAGAGAUACUCCAACAGAUGUGAUAGAGAAGGAAGAAUGGAGCAAAACUAGGCAAGACAUGGAAAGACACCUGAGUAAGCUGAGAGAUUUCAGUGUGUCAAAUUGGUUCUAGCCAACUAGUAUUGUGAUUAAGAAAGUUCUGGGCGUUGCUUUCCAAUGAAUGUCGUGCUGCCAAUUGGAACUGUUCAGAGUAUGAUCCAUAAUCGUGAACAUUUCCGUACACGGCCAGCAGCUACCCGUGACCUUAUCUAGGACGCAUUGCAAACCCCAAAGAGCUGCUGCUCUAAGGAUGAUCAUACUUGUUAGCUUCAAUGUAUUGCCAGCGGUGACAAGUCGGCUCGUCACUUCGCAUUCACCAAGUGGAAGAAACUUGUUAGUUUAAUUCACCUGUUUCUUCUGUAGCUUUCUUGUGUAGCUGCAUGCCUAUUUCCCAGGAACUUGGAAGCUUUGGUAGAAGUUUUAUGCAGCAAAAUCAGCACUAGUAGGCGCAGAAAGGUUGUUUAGCCCAUGAAAAUAUGCUUAUACAGUGUUCUUCUUGUAAGGCAAUCAUGUGAGUCAUGCCUGCAAUGGAUUUCUACCAUGAUGCUAUCGAUUGUGCCUUAAUAUAAGAGUCUUGUGCAUCGUUGGGUGCUUGACGCCCCA